CACUUGGCGCUCUGGCCCACACAGACGCUACUUGGUGGCAUCUCGGGUUCCCUCUGGCUGCGCUCUGGAGGACUAUUCUCGUUUUCUUUUUGGUUCUGAGGCCUGCAUGCUUGGCUGAGCUGAAAGAAAGAUGGCGGCAGCUGUGCGACAGGAUUUGGCUCAGCUCAUGAAUUCGAGCGGCUCUCAUAAAGAUCUGGCGGGCAAGUAUCGUCAGAUCCUGGAAAAAGCCAUUCAGUUAUCUGGGGCAGAACAGCUAGAAGCUUUGAAAGCUUUUGUGGAAGCAAUGGUAAAUGAGAAUGUCAGCCUCGUGAUCUCUCGACAGUUGCUGACCGAUUUUUGCACACAUCUUCCCAACUUGCCUGAUAGCACAGCCAAAGAAAUCUAUCAUUUCACCUUGGAAAAGAUCCAGCCCAGAGUCAUUUCAUUUGAAGAGCAGGUUGCUUCUAUAAGACAGCAUCUUGCAUCUAUAUAUGAGAAAGAAGAAGAUUGGAGAAAUGCUGCCCAAGUGUUGGUGGGAAUUCCUUUGGAAACAGGACAAAAACAGUACAAUGUGGAUUAUAAACUGGAAACAUACCUGAAGAUUGCUAGGCUAUAUCUAGAGGAUGAUGAUCCAGUCCAGGCAGAGGCUUACAUAAAUCGAGCUUCAUUGCUUCAGAAUGAAUCAACCAAUGAACAGUUACAGAUACAUUACAAGGUAUGCUAUGCGCGUGUUCUUGAUUACAGAAGAAAAUUUAUUGAAGCUGCACAAAGGUACAACGAGCUCUCUUACAAGACAAUAGUGCAUGAAAGUGAAAGACUAGAGGCCUUAAAACAUGCUUUGCACUGUACCAUCUUAGCGUCAGCAGGACAACAGCGUUCUCGAAUGCUAGCUACUCUCUUUAAGGAUGAAAGGUGCCAGCAACUUGCUGCUUAUGGGAUCCUAGAGAAAAUGUACCUGGAUAGGAUCAUCAGAGGAAAUCAACUUCAGGAAUUUGCUGCCAUGCUGAUGCCUCACCAGAAAGCAACUACAGCUGAUGGUUCUAGCAUCUUGGAUAGAGCUGUGAUUGAGCACAAUUUGUUGUCUGCAAGCAAAUUAUAUAAUAAUAUUACCUUUGAAGAACUUGGAGCUCUUUUAGAGAUCCCUGCAGCUAAGGCAGAAAAGAUAGCAUCGCAAAUGAUAACGGAAGGACGAAUGAAUGGAUUUAUUGAUCAGAUUGAUGGAAUAGUUCAUUUUGAAACACGGGAAGCCCUGCCAACGUGGGACAAACAGAUCCAAUCGCUUUGUUUCCAAGUGAAUAACCUUUUGGAGAAAAUUAGUCAGACAGCACCAGAAUGGACAGCACAAGCCAUGGAAGCCCAGAUGGCUCAGUGACACCUUGUAGAACUACACCCUUUUCCAUGUGGUACAGAUUAAUUUCACUAUCUCUAAAACAUUUGCAUAUCUAUUUCAAUCCCUUUGAUGCUGGAUUCCUCUUAAAGAAGACAUUAUUAGAGCAGGACAUACAAACAUUUAAAAAUGUAGUUCCCAUAUAUUCAAGGUCUCUGUGUAUCAAGCUAACUCAGAUGUUUUGAAAGCUUUUACUUUAAACAGAGUAAGUGAAAUAUCUGUGGCUAAAAAGUUUGGGAUUUGUGAUAACUUUGUAGUCAUGUAAAACUGAAGUGCUUUGUGACUCUCCAAAUGUGGUUAUUCUAAUAAAUGGAGAAGUGAGCCAAA
Molecule: messenger RNA, 1693 nt
Organism: Phyllostomus hastatus (greater spear-nosed bat)
Lineage: Eukaryota; Metazoa; Chordata; Mammalia; Chiroptera; Phyllostomidae
Gene: COPS4
Product: COP9 signalosome subunit 4
Exons: 10
Coding region: 131-1351 (406 amino acids)
Cellular component (GO): COP9 signalosome; cytosol
Source: RefSeq, a predicted model, not a curated record